Messenger RNA from Coregonus sp. 'balchen', 585 nucleotides. The record is from the annotation of a GenBank genome assembly. NCBI's taxonomy places the organism in Eukaryota, Metazoa, Chordata, Actinopteri, Salmoniformes, Salmonidae.
AUGGUGAAAAGCGAGGUGGAGGUGACUAUCAACGCGGAGGAGGCUCCAGUGGCAAGUAGGCCUAGUCCAGCCAAAAAGAAGAAGAAGAAAAAGAAUAAGAAUAAGCCUGGCAGGUACAGUGUGCUUGUGCUAGACGCUGUCAAAAUGUUGAAUGAGAGAAGCGGUUCGUCUUUGGUAAAAAUUUAUAAUGAAGCCAAGAAGGCGAGCUGGUUCGAUGAGCAGAAUGGGCGAACCUACCUGCGGUAUUCCAUCCGAGCGCUGGUACUCAACAACACGCUGAUCCAAGUAAAGGGCAUGGGGGCGAACGGUUCCUUCAGGCUCAAUAAAGAUAAGUUCGCGAAAGAGGUACCGAAAAAGACUCCGUCCAAGCCAGCCAAGACCACCACGAAAACUGCCAAAGCAUCGACUACCAAGAAGGCAACCGUAGUCAAGCCAAAGGCGAAGAACAGCCCGAAGGCACCUGGUGUAAAGAAGCCCGCGGCUAAACUGAAGAAGCUGGGUGCCAAAAAGGUGAACGCUGCACAGAAGAACAAGAAGCCGAAGAAGGCCAACAAGCCACCAGCCAAGUCACCGAGAAAGAAGUAG